AGCGCCGCCUGCCGGGUUAGGCGCGAGCGAGCGGGCGGAGCCUGCGGGGGUCUUCGGGCGCGGCUCCCCGGCCUUCAGGGCCCGCCCCGGCCCGGGAGCGGCUCCCACGCAUUCGGCUUUCCCCUCCUCGCGCGCCGGGCCGCUCUUCUUGGGCCCGAGCGGGGGCGUCGCCGCAGGCGGCGGGCGGGAGGCGGGGAUGCCGCUGGCGCCGUCGCCCUUGCGGCCGGGCGGUCAGCAGGCGGCGGCAGAAGCCGGAGCGUGCUUGCCGCUGGCCGGGACGCCGCCCUGGCCAGCGCUGGGCGCCCGCGGCGGCCUCAGGGCCCCGGGGCCCUGCGCGGCAUGAGGUGGAGGCCGCGCGCCGCCGAGCGCCCAGCCCCUCAGGUCCCCGCGCGUCGCGUGCGCCGGCUGCGGCCCGGGCACCCACGCUAGCCCCGCGCGGGCACGAGACGCGCGGCCCAGAGGGACGCCGAGGGCGGGCGGCGGCGCAGGCCCGACCCGAGCCCCGCCGGAGGCUCGGGCCCGGCCCCUCGGCACCUGCGGCCCCACCUUGGGCCGGGCGGGGCGCACGCGCGAGCUCGGCCUCCGCGGCCCCGCGCCCCCCGGCCCGCGCCCUUCGCGCCUCUCCUUACCCCGACUGCCCGGCCUUCCAUUCAUUCCGCCGCCCCUCCCCUCCUCUCCCGGUCCUCACUUCCCGGUCCCCUGCGCCUGCUUUGCGGACUCCACUGCGUCCUCGGGGCUCCUGGCACCUUCCUGCAAGUUUAGGGCCUGGAUAGUCGCCCCGGGUCCGGCCUGAGAGCGCAGCCCGAGCUGCUGGCCGGGGAGAGGACGAUGUCUGUGCUCCGGCGGAUGAUGCGGGUCUCCAAUCGCUCCCUCCUCGCCUUCAUCUUCUUCUUUUCCCUCUCCUCGUCUUGUCUGUACUUCAUCUAUGUGGCUCCAGGCAUCGGCAAACAAUAACAAAACCAACCUCUAGAAGCCUGAAACACUAAUGACAAUGCUUCAUAUAUUCACAUGAAUCACAUCUGAGACAAAAUUUUGUUAUGGCUGAAAUACGUGUUGUGUAAGAGUAGUUUUCAUUGGUCCUAAAUAUGUUUCAAGUAUCUUCUGCCAACACAUAUCUCUUUAUGGUACAAGCUCGAGGUAUAAUGCUGAGAGAAAAUGUGAAGACAAUAGGACAUAUGAUCAGACUGUACACAAACAAAAACACAACGUUCAAUGGCACAGAUUACCCUGAAGGUAAUAACUCAAGUGAUUAUCCUGUCCAAACAACAACAUAUCUUCCAGAAAACUUCACAUAUUCACCGUACCUCCCCUGCCCAGAAAAACUGCCUUACAUGCGGGGAUUCCUCAAUGUCAAUGUAAGUGAAGUCAGUUUUGAUGAAGUGCAUCAGCUCUUUUCUAAGGAUUUAGAUAUUGAGCCAGGAGGUCACUGGAGGCCUAAAGACUGUAAACCCAGAUGGAAGGUGGCAGUUCUCAUUCCUUUCCGUAAUCGCCAUGAACAUCUUCCAAUUUUUUUCUUGCACCUGAUUCCUAUGCUCCAGAAACAGCGGCUGGAAUUUGCCUUUUAUGUCAUUGAACAGACGGGCACACAGCCUUUUAAUCGUGCAAUGCUCUUCAAUGUGGGCUUCAAAGAAGCCAUGAAGGACAGUGCCUGGGACUGCGUGAUCUUCCACGAUGUGGAUCAUCUCCCUGAAAAUGACCGGAACUACUACGGCUGUGGAGAAAUGCCACGUCACUUUGCAGCAAAAUUGGAUAAAUACAUGUAUAUUCUUCCAUAUAAAGAGUUUUUUGGUGGUGUAAGUGGGCUGACGGUGGAGCAGUUUAAAAAGAUCAAUGGUUUCCCUAAUGCCUUCUGGGGAUGGGGAGGAGAAGACGAUGACCUGUGGAACAGAGUUCACUAUGCUGGAUAUAAUGUAACCAGACCAGAGGGAGAUGUAGGGAAAUACAAGUCUAUUCCUCAUCACCAUCGGGGGGAAGUCCAGUUUUUAGGACGGUAUAAAUUACUAAGGUAUUCUAAAGAACGCCAGUACAUCGAUGGGUUGAACAAUUUAUUAUACACUCCAAAAAUACUGGUUGACAGGUUGUAUACAAAUAUAUCUGUAAACCUCAUGCCAGAGUUAGCGCCAGUCGAAGACUAUUGACAGAAGUAGCCCUGUGGUGGGUGGGCCACAGUGCUGGACCAGAAACCUGGAGUGCGCUCGUGACGGAGGUCAGUGAUUGGAUGUGUCUCAGUGCCCUGACUGCAGAAAGAGCCAGCCAUUCUCUAUGUUUACAGCGUGGGAUUAAAUUCAGUACCGUUCUUCCCCUGCUCUCUACAUGUGACACGUCCCAUGAUGAGCACUGCAGAAGCGGACGCCAUCGCUUGAGAUUGGAUGUUAGGAGGGAGCCUACAAAGAGAAGAUUUUUUAUACUAAAAUCUAUAAUUUAAUUCAAGAGAAUGCUUUUAUUUCUGUUGAAACCUAUUUUGUACAUGUGAUGUAAAUUAAUGUGUUCAAAUUGUUUAAAAUUACGAUGUGUCACAGUUUUGCAUGUAAUCAAUUAUGCCUUUAUUGGACUUUUCUAGACAUUUUUUUAUUUGCAUGGGGAAAAAAACCUGUAAAUUUAUGUCAAUAAACAGAGGUUAACCCUUGUGUGAAAUGAAGGAACUGUCAGUAAUUGACAGCAAACUAACACAGUAAACCGUUACCCUAGAUUUCAGCUUUAGACCUUCAGCCUCUCAUGUGGAAGAAAUCACAGCCUUCUGAGGGCAUUAAAGGGAAAAAAGAAAGGACUUAAACGGCUUUUCUUCCUGCCAAUAUUAGCUUUUUUUCCUUGCUUGCAGUCUCAUCAGAUUUUGCUGAAUAACAACCAUAUUGUUUAUGCAUAUUGCAUGAGUAUUACCGAAAUCUUAAAAGUUGUGAUGUGACAUGAUAUUAAGGACCUCUUUAUGUUAAAUGUCUUUCAUGUAUUUCCGGUGUACGCGUCAGGGAUUUUGUGCCUCUAAACAUGUUCCCAAGGUUGUGUGUUUACACACUGUGUAUGUCCAUUUUUUUUUAAUUAUUGCACUUUUAUUAUUUCCAGUUCAGAAGAGCCAAAAACCCACCGUCUUUGUUAAAUAAUAAUUUUUUUCUUUUUUAAAGGAGUGAGCUAUGAAAACCCAGUAGAACUUAUACAAAUGAAUUAUACUAUUAGAUAAAAAUUAAAUAUUCUAUUUUUAUGAAUAUAAAUGCUUAAUAAAGACAAAUUUUAAGUUUAAUUCUCAGGCUUAUAGAAUUUCACUUUUGAAAGGAACCCUUUUAAUAUCAACAGUUAAAUUCAAAUUAUAUUUUUUCCACUUUUAAGAAAUCUUUGCUGUUAUUAAAAUUUCCUCACUAAAAGUGUAAUUUAAUAGACUAUCUUAAAAUGCUUUAUCAGUUACUUAAAUGCACUGUUAUAUAUUUCUGAAAACAGGUCUUAUUUCCUGAUAACAAAUAUUUUUAUCUUAAAAUUGGAUGAAAUUUUUGAGGCAAAAUCAAACAUUUUUAGUUUGAAAGAUAUUCGUUAGAAAGAUCCUUUAAAAUAUAUUACAAUAUUUUCACAAAUACAGAACCAAAAAAAGUGAAUCUUCAACAAUGAAGAGUGAUAGAAUUCUAUAUAUGAGGAGUCUUUGGGUAAAAUUUGUCUCUGAAUUAUUCACUUAAAACAGAAAUGUGGUUAUUUAUCUCAGGUUGUAAGUUUAAUUUUCAAGUAUCAUUUUCUAUGACAGUUUUAAUAACAGAAAUGACCAUAAACCAAAUUAUAAAGUAAUUGAAAUUCUUAUAGUUUGAAAAACCUUAUAGCCUCUCUUUAUGAUGCCAAACAGAACUUUUUUGUAUUUAUUUCUUAGAAAUAUUUUCAAAACAUAUCUCUCUCUCUCUCUCUCUCUCUCUCUCUCUCUCUCUCUCUCGGUGAUACUCAAAAUAGUAAAAAGAAAUCAAAACUUCUGAAAAUUAAGACCUUUGCAGUUAAUUUUUUUAUCUGUUCACUUUGUCUCUCACAGCCAACAUAGUUUAAUUUGAUGAAACAAAAGUAGAAUGAUAAAAAUUGGUUGACCGCUAGCAAGGUAUUAGGAUGGAUACACAACCCCAAAAUAUUUAAGUUAUGGGAAAAAAUUAAUGUUGUCUCUGAGUCUUAUUAGGGAAAUGCAUUUUUCAUUUUAAUGAAUUUUGUUCAUGUUUGGAAUCUUUAUUUUAGUAUACAUUGUACUGUUUCAAAAGAACUCAGUACUGCUAGUAUCUGCCUUAUUAUUUUAGGAGUGGAAUGUGAAUAUCUUGUUUUUUUGCAGUUUUGAACAUGGUAUGUCAUGCUGUGGAAACUACUACACCAGUUUGCUUUUUUUUCCCUAAAGUACAGACCUAAAAUUAUUUAGCUAUAAACAGUAACAUGUGUAUGUUUCUGUAAAUGACAGCAUUUUCCCCAGUUACCUUUAUUGUAUGACAAUAAAUCUGUUCCCUAAAGAUUAACAAAUAUACUGCAACUGCAAACAGUCUUCUGGAUUUAUUAAUGAACAUGUAUUGAUCACCUCCUCUAUCAGGUGCAGUGCUUGGCAUGUCUAUUUAAAAGUAUUAUUUCAUUUCUAAACAAAUCAAGUCCAGGAAGUUGAAAUCUUUGUAAAAUUAUGAAGUCAUCCUCUGAUAAUGUAUCUGUUGUACUUCUCAGUCUCAAAGCUGUCUGUAUGGACCCAAGUCGGAAAGUCCCUGCGGCAUCACUGGGAGCGUUGGUGUCUUUCAAUCUGAGGAAGAAGUAAUAAUUAAAGAGCCUGUUUGUAGAAAAGUAAAGAGCAAAUGUACACGCCUUUGUUUUAACAUUGUCUGAGUCACAAUGGAGGUGGUCCUUUAAUUCCUCACCAAAACUAGGGUUCAAGGAGGAUGUUUUUAAAAAUCUAAAUUUCUGUUUGUUUUUUGUGAAAAGGUGUUCUGGAAAACCUUAUUUGUAAUGUUAUAUAAACAUAAAAUUUUGUGUUAAAAACUUGUACCAUUUUAUCAGCCAAAAUACUGAUACCCAUUUUAAAGCAAAAUGGAAAAACAUCCAAUAUAGUCUCCUUCUGGCUGCUUCCUACAAGCGAAAGCAAACUUUAUGUCACUUUAUUUGGCCUUGCUUGUCUCUGUUAUGUUUCUUUGUGUGAUUUUCAAACUAAUAGACCUCUAGAUUUAUUGUCUUGGAUUUGCAAGUACGCUGGCUGAGAACUAAAAUGGUCAUAAGGUUUAUCAGAAAAAGGAAGUGUACUUAAGAUUAUUUUAUUAAGAAAGGCUUCUACAUAAAUGCACUGAAAUAAAUGCUAGUAAUUUCUUGUAUUCUCAUUUUUUUCUUUUGCUUCUCAUGGAAAUGUUUGUACUUUUUUAUCAUUGUCUUUUAUGAAAUAUAAUGUUCUAAAGA
Molecule: messenger RNA, 5370 nt
Organism: Cavia porcellus (domestic guinea pig)
Lineage: Eukaryota; Metazoa; Chordata; Mammalia; Rodentia; Caviidae
Gene: B4galt6
Product: beta-1,4-galactosyltransferase 6
Exons: 10
Coding region: 1086-2138 (350 amino acids)
Biological process (GO): carbohydrate metabolic process
Cellular component (GO): Golgi apparatus
Molecular function (GO): UDP-galactose:glucosylceramide beta-1,4-galactosyltransferase activity
Source: RefSeq, a predicted model, not a curated record